This is a messenger RNA of Rangifer tarandus platyrhynchus (Svalbard reindeer), 444 nucleotides long. Lineage: Eukaryota; Metazoa; Chordata; Mammalia; Artiodactyla; Cervidae. The record is from the annotation of a GenBank genome assembly.
AUGAUCACCAUCAACACCCCUGUGACCACCAGAGUCACUCUCAUCACAGCCCUCAUCAUCAUCACCACCGUCACCAUCAUUACUACCAUCAGCAUCAUCUCCAUCAUCAUUCCCACGACCAUCACCACUCUCAUUAUCACCAACAUCACAGCUGUCGCCAUCACCAUCAUCCCAAUACUCAGCACCAUCUUCAUCACCACCACCACCAUCACGCUCAUGACCAUCGUCACUGUCACCACUCUCCCCACCGCUAAUACCAUCACCACCAUCAUCGUCACCACCACCACCAAGGUCAUUACCACCACUUUCACCGUCACCAUCAUCACCGUCACCAUCCACAUCAAGGGCUGUCCUUAUCACCUUCAUCAGUCCUUGUCCCUGUCCCCCCCUCCAUUCGUGCCUGAUGCUUUACAGUUUCAAAGCACUUCUGUGUCUUUUGUCUAA